Messenger RNA from Lates calcarifer (barramundi perch), 2433 nucleotides. It is a transcript of the gene sack1d, whose product is annotated as family with sequence similarity 83 member D. The record is from RefSeq and is a predicted model, not a curated record. Gene Ontology annotation, biological process: positive regulation of cell cycle G1/S phase transition; regulation of TOR signaling; protein localization to mitotic spindle. Gene Ontology annotation, cellular component: cytosol; mitotic spindle pole. The coding region runs from base 280 to 1947 and encodes 555 amino acids. NCBI's taxonomy places the organism in Eukaryota, Metazoa, Chordata, Actinopteri, Centropomidae. The transcript is spliced from 4 exons.
ACCGGAUCAGGGCAGAGCAGAAGGAUGUACAGGAGGCUUGUUUGCUUCCAAAUGAACCAAUGAGACCGGCUUUACAUUAGACUGACAGGCUGACUGGGCGAGCCCGGAGACGCCAUUCAGGUUCAACAACUGUGCGACAGCCAAUACGGAUCCACGACGAACAGGAACGGAGGGAAACAAGAAAAUACGAAUUUGUCUUCCUGUAGGUCAAACCGUUACCUGUUACCUGCAGGACAGCGGGUUCCGUUUAAGGUAAGGUGGGAACCAACAGCCAUAACAAUGGCUCUGUCGCAGUGUUUGGACGACUCACCUCUGAGGCUGGGUCCAAAACACACCGGGGCCGACGACCUGAACCCACAGGAGGUCUACAACGAGAGACACCGGCUGGCUCUGGAGGAGUUGCUGUCCGGGGGGCUCGAUAGUUUUUUAGAAUUCCUCGGGAGAGAGAGGAUCCCCAACUUUCUCUCGGACGAUGAGAUCCAGCGGAUCAGGAGCAGCGCCGUGCCCCCGCGGUGCGUGUCCGUUCACGGCGAUGACCAGGCGCUGGAGCAGUCGCUCAGCAGCUCCCUGGACUGCUCCUCCGUCACCUAUUUCCCCGAGGUGUCUGACGUGGAGCCGCCGCUGCUGGAAAUGGGCUGGCCCGCCUUCACCGCGGGGUCCUACCGAGGAGUCACACGGGCCGUGGCGCACUUCCAGCCCAGCUACGGGGAGUGCAUUUACAGCUGCAAGGAGGCUGCGAGGCGUAUGAUUAAAAGUGCCAGAGAGGUGAUUGCCAUAGUUACAGACUCCCUGACAGACCUGGAUAUCUUUAAGGAUCUUCAGGAGGCAUGUUCCCAACGCAGAGUCCCCGUCUACAUCCUGCUGGACCAAUCAUGUGCUCCCGCUUUUCUCAAGAUGUGCAAAAAUGUCGGCAUUCGCCUGGAUGACCUUCGGCAAAUGAGAGUGCGAACCAUAACUGGUACGACUUAUUACAUGAGAUCAGGAGCGAGGAUUACUGGGAAAGUUCAUGAGAGGUUCAUGCUGAUUGAUGGAAACAGAGUAGCUACAGGCUCUUACAGGUUCAACUGGACUGAUGGCAAACUGAACAGCAGCAACCUCAUCGAGCUUUCUGGCCAGAUAACAGAAAAGUUUGACGAGGAGUUCCGCAUUCUCUACGCCCAGUCGCUACCUAUAAAUACUCGAGGACCUCCGAGUAUCCGAAACAGCGGCAUCUACGAGCACCUCCUCAUCAAAGCCACCUCCUCCCCUCGCUUGGCCAGAGAGAGGCCUGUGGAGCCAGUGUGUCUGACCAGCACACCCACCCGCAAGCCCAAGACCUUAGCGGUGCAGCCCGCAUGUGAGCCGUCAACUCCGGAUCGUCAUGAAACCAGCCCAGUGUCCAACUCCUCCACCAUAGGUGAGGACUGGACGGAGCAGCAGCACAUGCAGGAGGAGAUUCUGGCCGGUAGCGCGACUCAGCGUUUCCCUGCAGAGCCGCCACCAGAGGAAGAACCACCGAUCCCCAGCACUGUCUCCUGCCACGUAUCCACUCAGACCAACCAGUCAGUGGCAGAGAUUGACACCCAGACUGACCCCCAGCUCACGCAACACCCCGACCUCAUCGCACGGACAGGCAGGGGACCAAACCAGGCCACCUCUCCCUCCUUCGCAUCGAGCAGGCAGAUCUCGGCCACCCAGGCAGCUCCAGACAUCACCUUGAAGGACUGCUUCCACAAGCUGACCAACGAGCGCCAGCACCACUACUCCGCCAUCCGCUCCAAGCUGGAACACAUGGUGACCGCCCUGUCCCAGAGGCGAGAGCUAGCGGACGUCACCAACAUGACUCAGGGGCUUGGCACUCACAGCAGGCAGAGGGCACACAAAGAGAGGGAGCAGGAACCAAACCCCAGACUGCUUGUUGAAAGUGCGGGCAUGGGCACAUGGCCAAGAGCCAGAUGUGUACACUAGUUUGUCUUCAGGGAUUUCAGUGAUGGAGGGUAGCGGGCAAAGAGCUGUUGCAAGGUUUCUUGUGGAUCUUCUGUUUCAAAUAAAAACUUCUGGCUUAUGCAGUAGAAUUUCAGCUUUUAUCUGUUAGCCUCCUUUCUGCGGUGCCCAUGUUUGUCCUUUUCACGCUGUGUCCUGUCCAUGUCGAAAAAAAGGUUUGGUGAAAAUGGCAAUGCCUGACUGUAAUGACACUACCAUGUUGAAAAUAAUACUUUUGACCAAAGACACUGUGCAAUAAUCAUUUUUGAGCAUGUCAAUUUAAUGAAUAUCAUUUGCUGAGGUGGUUAAGACUGGAUAAUAUCUGCUGUAGAAUGAGUGAAAAUGCAUUCAGGUGCUGUUUGGUUAUUUAAAUCACAUUUGGCUGCUGUAACCGCACCUGAUGAUCAUUCCAGAGAGCAGCCAGCUCUCACUGUGCCUUGCUAAUAAAUAAAGUAGUAUUUUGUUAGACAA